AUGGAGACAAGCGAGAAUCCCAAUGCGGCCGAAAGGGCAAGAGUAGACACUGCAGCCACCCCCCAUCAUGAUGACCCUUUGGCGGGGAUUUCUCAAGCGUCUCCGUUGUUUCCGCUGCCUUCUGACGAUUUGUCGUUGUCCUUAACUUCUUGUCCACCGGGGGCUGAUCCCGAAAUUCCCUCAGGUUUUACAGCAUACUCGCAGUCUCCGUCUCCAGGUGAACCUGAUACCUCAGGCCAGUACCCUUCGUCUACGGGGGACGCGGUUCUCUCCAGUCCUGCUUCACUCCUAUCUCCGCUUAUCAACCGCGUAUCUCCAGCUUUCUGUCUCUCCACGCCUUCUCCGGAGACGGCUGCGACCUCGACUUUGCGUCCCAGGAACAGCGGCGACUUUCUUUCGGUGAUUUCGUCUCCUGUGCACUCUCCCCCUGCGUCGCCUGUCUCGUCUGUGUCAAUUGUGUCGUGCUCGCGCGAUUUACCCUCCGCUCUGACGCCCUCGUGCUUCACGUCUGGCGUUCCUCGGGAGGAGAAGGAUGGUCGGCGCCUUGUCGUCCUCGGACUCCAUUUGACCUCGCCUCGGUGUCUAGACGGAGCACGAAGGGUGGAGGUAAACUGCGCAGCUCAAGCCAGCAAAGAAAGGAACAAGGACGAGGUCUGCAUGCGCAAUGACGGCGCAGAUCAGAGGAACUGCGAAAACGACGGCAGGAAGGAAACAGCGAGGAAACGUGGAAAAGGACGCGCGUGCAGGAGCAAAGCGGAGUCAGCAGAUGGGGCGCAGCAAGACCGAACUCCGGAAAAGGAAAUGCACGACGAGAAACUGGAAAAAAGAGAGACACUGGGAAGCGAAGUUGAGAACCAUAGCGACAGCGAAGACAGCACGCCGGGGCCUGAAAGUGAGGACGACGGUAGAGGAACGCAGCAAGCGCGAGCGACAUGCAGCAAAUGCAACGGAGAGACUCAUGUGCCUCAGUUCAGUCAACAGAGUCCUCGUCGCCUGUUUUCGCGUUGGACACAACACAAAGAAAGAAAGACAACAGUGCGUCGGACGGGCGCCAAUGCAAGAUGGAGUUUCUUCUUGCCCAGCCGAAAGAAGAAGCAAGGAGAAAGCCGAGGUAGCCGGCACAACAGAAGGCUGACUGCGGGGCUCGAAGACGAAAGCAGGCAAAAGAGCGAAAGUGAGAAUUGGGAAACUGAUGGGGAACGCGAACUGGAGGACAUGAGACCAUUCACUGCGUCGAACGACUCCAGUCGCCUCAGAGGCUGUCUCCGAGCCUGUUCGCCCGCUGAUCCCCUGUCAGCUGGUGAGUGGGGAACUCUCACAGUAACUCGUGAGCCGUCUGACGAAGAAGAAGAGGAAGAAGACGAAGAUGAAAACGAUGAGGAACGAGACGAAGAUGAAAACGAUGAGGAAGGAGACGAAGAUGAAAACGACGAGGAGGCCGACGAGUCGAUAGGCUCGAAAAGGAGGGAAUUCGAAUCGCGGAAGCGGUGGAAAACUCGUAUGUUCGCUCUUCUUUUGAUGAUUCAAAUGACACUUAAUAUCGACAACGGCGUCGUGCCUGCAGUCCUGGCAGAUCUGGGGCGCGAGUUUCACGCAACUGCAUCCGAGCAAGGCCUUGUCGGCGCCCUGCCUCACAUCGGGAUGCUCGUUUUCUGUCCGUUUUGCGCCCGGUGCCUCGAGGCUGUUGGUCCCCAGCGUCUGCUUCUGGUGUCGCUUCUCCUCAACGCCGCGGCAGUCGUCUUCUUCGCAGUGAGCAGCUCCUGCUUCUCACUCUUUCUCUCGCGCUUCCUCAUCGGCUUCUCGCAAACCGCUUUCGUCGUCUACGCCCCGGUCUGGGUGGACAAGUUCGCGCCUCACAAGCUCCUCACCGUCUGGAUGGGCUUGACCCACUCCGCCGUCGUCGUCGGCGUCGUGGUGGGCUACCUUUUCGCAGGAUUCCUCAGGCAGUCGAAACACAACUGGAGAGGCGCCCUUUUGUUGCAGGUCGUUUUGCUUCUCUCUCUAAUUCUCGUUCUCGCUUUCUCCGACUCCGUCCAUGUCGACGUGUGGGCUGACGCUGAAAGCAGCGCGGCGAAUGCGUCGCAUUAUCGUGCAGCUGCUGUGCCGCCACUCCAAGAAGGAAAAGAAACCGAGGAAGAAGAAGAGGAAGAAGAAGAGGAAGAAGAAGGGGAAGAAACAGGGGAAGAAGAAGAGGAAGGAACGGGGCAAGUAUGCAGGGAGGAACGUGAAUUCAGAGACAAGGCGGAAGACGUGGAGGCGAGGCAAGAGGUGAGGAGAACGUUGCAGCAGAAGGAAGAGAAGACAACAGAUCUCUGGGGGAGAGCGGAGUUGCAGGGUGAAGCAUCGACGGGGGCACUGGAAGCCCGCGAGGCUAUCAAGGGAAGGAGUGGGGAGGUAAGCGAGUCCAGGCGAGAUGAAAAGGAAGACAGAGAGGUACCGCAUGCAGUGGUUGUAGAGAAGGGCGAUGGGGACGACGAGGCUCGGAAAAAGGGGGAAGAAGAAGGCAGCGAGUGCGAGAGAAAGACAGAAGUUCGUCCAUCGGGUCAAAGAGAGACGCGCCAUUUCGAGAAUCAGAUGAUGAGUGCGUUGCCUCCUUCUCCGCCUGUCUCCUCGCCGAGGCUCUCUUGUCUCGUUCGAUACACUCCAGAUCCCCCCCGUGAAUCCCUUCAUGCAGAAUCGAGCGUUCAUUCUUCCCACCGGAAACGGACUUUGUUCCGCGCAUUUUCUUCCGCUGGCUUCGUCGUCACUCCUGUCUCCUCCUCUUCUCAACCUACCUCAUUCAGGCCGUCUUCCAGCGCGUCUCGACUGUCUCCUCAGUGCCCCCUCUGCGUGUGUUCUGGUGCCUCCUUCUGCUCCUCGUCUUCCACUUCUCGCGUCGUCUCGCUCACACAGACAGACGUGUCUUCAUGCUCUGUAGCACUGUCUGCAUCGUCAAAUGGCGCUUCUUCAUCUUCUUUCUCGUCUUCAUCUUCCUCAGUUCUCCCUUCAAACGCUGCUGCGUCCUCUUUUCCCUGUAAAGCUUCCUCAUCGCUCUGCCCCACAAAGUUUUUCUUAGCAGCGCCUCGUUCCCUCUCACUUCAUCGCUUGCCGCCCUCAGCGUUUCCACUUUCUUAUUCAGCCUCUUCGUCAAGCGCAGCGUUCUUGUGCCCGUUCCUCUCCUGCUUCCCUCCUCCCUCUGUUCCUCGAACAUGCAUGCGCCUCCCAGAUAAGAUGCCGCGAGGCUCACAGACAGUCCCCCCCUGCGGCAAGGCUGAGGAUCUUCUCAAGAACGAAUGGUUCUCUUCCUCAGAAAAGGAGACACUUCCAGGAGCGCCCGACCGCAGCGAAUGUCCCCCUGGUUCCCACCAUUCUUUUCCAGCUGCAGAGUGGAGCGUGGCGUCUUCCUUUCCUUGGGUAGCGACGACUGUCGCCGCUUGCUCGGCGUCCAGAGCUUCUCUCACCCUCGACGAGCCCCACCGCCGGGCCGGAGGUGAGGAAUCUCUGAACGGAACAACGAGAAGCGAUCUGGAAAACGCGCAGCAAACGUCGUCUCCUAGAUCUGUCGCGAACGCAGUUGUCUCGCGCUCAGAAGAAGCGGAGAUCAUGGCGAGUGGCAGGAACGGCAACGAGCGAAGCGCCGCAGUCGCCCAAGAGAGUACCGUGAGGACGGCCGAGGCUGGCCGAGGAGGAAGUGUGGAGAAGAGGACAGAGGGACCGCGACAGGCGCCAAGAGAAGAGGCAGCAAGGCUGGAAAAAACGAGGCCUCUCAGAGGCACCGCGUCGCAGACCCAGGAGAAGCAAGUGUCUUCAACUCAGGCCAGCUUUUCUCGGUCCGCCUCCCUCCCCUUUGGGUCUUGGCGAAGGCGACUCGAGGGCCGCGCACGGCCCCCGCGCUUCGCCUCUUGUGGAGAGAACGGCAGGGCAGAAGAGCGACAGAGGACGACGAAGAAACGGAGAGAGCGAGACGCAAUUCUCGCCGCUCUCGCGCAUGCAUACUACAGUGAAGGCCGACCAGACGAAGUGGAGGCGACAUGCAGAGGAGGUGAGGGCCUCCGUGGACGCUCAGCAGAAGCGAGGAGCUCCCAGAAAACCGAAGAGCGCCGAGUGCGAGCGCGGGCGACUGAAGGUGGAAGCGUCGACCGCGCCAAGGCAAGAAAAGGACGGCGUCGCCUCGGAGAGACACUCGAAAGGGGGGAAAAGGAAGAAGAAAAACGAGUUCAAACGGCGGAAAUGUUCUGCAGCAAGGCUGGUGACAGCGAAACCAUACCCGCACAAAGCGAAGCGGCGAAAGAGCGACGAAAGCAGGUGGAGGAACGACUUCCAGACCUGCAGAGCGUGUCAGUCAAGAAUGACCAGAAAGGUCCACUCGACUCUUUGCUGGACGCGCGAAGGCAGCUGUCUCGGCCUGUCAAGCUGGUCAGUGGAGAACGCGAUUCUGAACGGCAUGACACACUUCCUUGCUCGAUACGAAACCCCGCGCCUGCACGUCUCCUUCGACGCUCCACGUCUGCCUCGGCGUCGGUGUCUUCGGCUCCGUUCUCGGCUUCCCUCACCUCCCUUGGGACGCGCAACGAAGCGAAAGGGCGGCUGCAUGUCUUGCGGCCUGCUGCGAAAUCUCUUCCGAGAGCCCACAUUGUCUUCAUUCGUCCGGCGAGCGGCCAGACAGACACAUCUCAAGCGGAGAACGAGAAGGCAGAUGGACGAGAUGCUGUCGACAGGCCUGAGACGCCAGAGAGCAGUUGUUCUGCGUUGCAUGCGCUCCAGUCUGCAUGCAAGAGAAGGAAGCGAGACGACAUGCGAUGUGUCGUAGCUGUCCACACGACACCGUCCUCGCAUUCAGAGCUUGUCUUCAACGCCUUUCUCCGAGGCACAAAAUUGCUGCUUUUCACUCCGCCGAUCGGACUGAUGCUUUCGUCCUCGGCCGCGGCUCCCCGGGCUGGGAGCCAGGAAGCUCAUCGCAGCGGGUCGAGGAAGCGCGCGCGUGAAGCGACGCAGGAAGGCGGGGGACAGGAAGAAGACGCUCGAGGCGACAAACGGGGGACAGGCAUGGCUGAGAGGCCGAGAAGAAGAACGCAGAGAUCCCGACAAGAGCAAGCGCCGGCAGCGAGGGAAGACGAAGCCAAGGUGGGUGGCAAAGACGCGAAGGAAGCCGGACAAAAGGAACGCGAAGAAGCUCUAGAAGAAGGCGAGCAGAGACAACGCCAAAGGGGCAGAGCAGGCGAGAGGACGAGAGCGACAGUGGGAGACAGCGGGGCACAGAAGCGGACUGCUCGAGCAGAAGAAAGCGAAAGGUUGCGUCUCUCUCCUGGACGGCUGGCCAGUGGCUACCGGAAGCAAACGACUUCAGGGCGCCACGAAUCCUCAGCGCGGGCAGAGUCGCGGACCUGCGAGGAAGCAACUGAAGGCGAGACAGGUAGAGACAAACGCGAAAAGGAGACUCAACGAAGACGAGUAGAGAGGGGGUUCAUCGAGGUUGGACGGGAUCGUCAUGUAGGCGACGGGGGGAGUGUUGAGACAGAUGCGUUCGGCGAGAGCGAAGGCAGACAAGUUCCGCGACUCAAGCAGAUGCGCGGAUUUCCUUCGUGGUGCUACUCUUUAUUGCGACUUCCCAGUGAACGCCUCCAUGACCCUGCAUGCUGUCCCUGUCGGCGCCGAGGAGAUGGCAAGGACUGCCGGCACCGGGCGGUCGUCAAGCGCGCGACAGAGACCUCGAGUCGAAACAGAGGGAGAGAAUCGAAGAGGAGAAACGAGAGUGAGACAGAACGAGACGACAGCGACGACGAACGCCUCGGUCUAGCUCACGCCUUCGUUCCCGCGCCUCGGCUUGCGACAGGGUCCUUUUUUCCUCCGCAGUCUGUCGCGCGCGCUGCGGAGCUAAGACAAGGGCAUUCGCAUGCACAGCAGCUUCUCUCAGACACAGCACCUGCAUUCUCCCAGGCUGGUGCUCCGCCCUGCUCUCCCGCUCUCCUCCCCAAAACGCCCUCCGCAGAAAUCAGGGAGCAACCGACCAUGCUUUUCGAGGGAUCUCGCCAACUUCAUUCCCUGCAUGUCGUCGAUCUUUCGUGCCAGACUUAUCACUUGCCUUCCUCCGCUUCUGGAAUUCGACAUAUCUUUCCUCGCUUGCCGGCCUCGCCUUCGGCUGCCGCCACGAAGGCAGAAGCUGCUCUAUCCUCACAUAUGUCUUCGCCUUCCUCUUCCUCUCAGUCUUCUUCUCCUAUAAGUGCCUCUUCUUCCUCUCCAGUUUCACACUCUUCCUCGCUCGGUUGGCCUCCCCCAACGUCGUCGUCUGGAGGUUCCCUAAACGCCUUUUGCAGGGCUCCGAGGGUCGCUGCGGGGGCUAGAGACGGCGUGAGGGAGGGCAGAACGAGAGUCGAAGACGAAGCAGAGAGAAGAGGGCAAGCAGAGUGGGAGGCACAGCCGAAAACGCAGAGGAUAGGAGAGGGGACGAGAGGUCAAGGGGAUGGAGAGGAAAGACGCUCCAUCCCGGGUCUUUGUCCGGCGCAUACGCCGCUGCUUGUUGCCGUGCAUGAAGAGGCGGCGGUUGCCACUGCUGCCGUGUUUGCAGCGCCAAUGUGGACAGAAGAAAGCCCCGCGUCAGAGAAAGAAAAGGUGAAGAAAUGUCCGUGGGCAACAGAUAUUGAACAGGCAAAAGUGCGAAAGACAGAAAAUCAUGAAGACGAGAACCGGUCAGAAGACAACGCAGGGACCUCUGGCGGUCGAUCGCACACCCACACACUGGCCGUGGUGUCUCUGCGGCAAAGGCCUCAGGCCGAAGAUAAGUCGAAGAGAAAGGCUGAGGCAGGAGCGACGCGGAAGGGGAAACCUGCUAAAGAAAAAGAAGAGGCUACGCUCCCGGAGAAGAAUAGGGAAAGGCGGAGAGAGAGACGGGGUGACGGUGACGGGCAGAUUCCCUGCGGAUCGCCUCGCACUGUUUUUUCGCCUUGCAAACGCCUGAGUGAGGAGUCCCGCCGAGAAGAGAGGGAAGAAGAUGAGGCACAGAGCAACCAGCCAAGAGGAAGAGAUGGGCGCGCCGCUGAAGUCGAGGGCAUCGAAGGAGACAAUCCAACAGCAGACAACAGACUUCAGGAAGAGUUUUUCGUCCACACAGUUUGCGUUGACCUGCCUGCACUGCAUGUGUUAGAUGGAGGCGCUAAGGCAGGCGACCAAGAAGCAGGAAGAGAAUACAGCAAAGACGGAAGAAGCGAAGAAGGAGAAAGAGCAUACAAGAGCGGAGGCGAACGCAUGAAGACGGUUGUUGUGACGUCUCACCUAGAAAAGACGACCGACGUUAUUUUCAUUGCAAGAAAAGAAAUCACAGACCAAAACCUGGAGGGGCAGAGCCCUAGUGGGGUGGCAGUUGUUGGUGUGGAGCUUCAGGCCACGGCCGGCGACGACGCCGAGUGCAAGCCAGCUAGCCACGAGGACGACGACCCUGGCACGAGAGACGAAGAAGCGAGGAAGGAAGAGGAAGCGGCAGACGAAGGUGUCAAGGGAGACGCAAGCACACAAUCGGCGCGAGGGCUACAUGAGAGAAGAAACCACGAGGUGGCGAACGGAGGAAAGAUCCUCGGGAUAGAGUGGAAGGUGAAAGGCUGUCCGACGGGACAAGAGGCAAUCGAGGCGACAAGGUCAUGUGAAGAGGUGGGAGACAACCGACAGCAGGAGGCAUACAGCGGGAAUGGGGACGAAGACGAUACCAGCGACCUCAAGCAACCACACAAGCGCAAUUUCGGGAACCUAAAACAAUGGCGGAAGAAGCGAGGAGUUUCCAGAGAGGGGCGCGAACCCCGUAGGCAAACACAUGCAGACGGCCCCGCUGAAAAAGACAAAAGACCCCAAAAACAACUGGAAACGAAGGACGCGGACGAAGGAGAGCAGGAGAAAACGCGCGACAACACUGUCGAAAAACAGCAAGACGAAGCCUCAACUUUGUGUAGCAGCAGAGAGGAAGACGACGAAGACAGCCGGGUUGCAGGCACUUGGAAGAAGCGUACUCUCGGGCGUCUUUUGACCAAUCCACUCUACGUCUGUCUCACACUGGCGCUCUCGUCCUUGUUCUUCGAGGUGACGGCCAUCCAGUUCUGGGCAACGAGGUACUUUGACGAAGAACUGCAUGCUGACACAGGUACAGUCUUAAUGAUUCUUCUUUGGUCGCUUUCUGGAUUUGCUUUUCUUCUCCUCGCCACCGCCUUUGCCUCCCGGAUUCUCAACACCAAAGGAGCAGAGGGUGGCGAAGAAGUGGAGGCAGGGGAGGAGGCAGAAAAAAACCGGAAAUCGCUCGAGGCACGCGGGAGGCCAAGACGCGAAAGGCGGGCGAGAAGAGGGACAGAUGGCGUUUGAGGCAGGGAACAGGCAAACAGGGAAAGGAGUGGCGGGCCUAAUGCGAUGGGUUUCUAAACAGGAGAGAUAUUAAAAGAAAAAGUUUUUCAUCGUGGUCAGUCUGGUGGCGGGGUAACUAUGUCGUUCGUGACUUUUUGUCGCCUCGUUCUCCUUCAUUUGUUCACUGUCUUUAUCUUUCACUGCUGAAAAGCGACGCUGAAGCUAAAAAAAAACUGUCCGACAGAAAUGUGAUUCAUUCCGUUUCUCGUCGGCCCCAAGUUCCCCCG
This is a messenger RNA of Toxoplasma gondii ME49, 8585 nucleotides long. Its product is annotated as transporter, major facilitator family protein. Gene Ontology annotation, biological process: transmembrane transport. NCBI's taxonomy places the organism in Eukaryota, Apicomplexa, Conoidasida, Eucoccidiorida, Sarcocystidae. The transcript is spliced from 6 exons. Gene Ontology annotation, molecular function: transmembrane transporter activity. The record is from RefSeq and is a predicted model, not a curated record. Gene Ontology annotation, cellular component: membrane. The coding region runs from base 1 to 8319 and encodes 2772 amino acids.